Messenger RNA from Aspergillus costaricaensis CBS 115574, 1605 nucleotides. Its product is annotated as MFS general substrate transporter. The coding region runs from base 1 to 1605 and encodes 534 amino acids. NCBI's taxonomy places the organism in Eukaryota, Fungi, Ascomycota, Eurotiomycetes, Eurotiales, Aspergillaceae. Gene Ontology annotation, molecular function: transmembrane transporter activity. The record is from RefSeq and is a predicted model, not a curated record. The transcript is spliced from 5 exons. Gene Ontology annotation, biological process: transmembrane transport.
AUGGCCGACAAGAAGAUCGCCGUUGACUGCAUCGAGCAUGCCGACCAGGUUCUGGUGGACGAGGCCGGUCGCAUUAAGCGUCUCCCGGUACCAAGUGAUGAUCCCAAUGACCCCUUGAACUUUGCGGUGUGGGAGAAGACAGGCAUCGUAGUGUGCUGCUGUUGGUUCUCUAUCAUGUCACUCUCCGUCAUUGGAGGUCUGGGCUCAGUCCUGGAUGUAUUCUUUCAGAUGUAUGGCGCAGAAGGUCACAGCACCAACCAGGUUGUCUGGCUCUCCACUUUUCCUUCACUGUUUGUGGGAAUUGGGAACUACAUAAUCCUGCCGCUAGCCCUUGUUUGUGGGCGUCGACCAGUGAUGCUCAUUGCCAACACCGUUCUGCUGGGCUCGUUGAUUGGUUGUGCCUUGUCGCAGAACUGGUCCCAGCAUUUCGGGUUGCGUGUCUUAUUAGGUUUCGCAACAGGAGCGACCGAAUCGCUUCUCCCCUUGAUGUUGGCAGAGGUGACCUUUAUCCACCAGCGCGGCACGAUUUACGGCAUCUACUGGGCCACUCAAAACAUCGUGACGAGUCUCCUGACGCUAGCCAGUUCGUACGAAGUGGCAGCUCUGGGCUGGCGCUGGUUUUACUGGGUGUUUGUUAUAACCGUUGCCGUCGGACUCGUUCUCGUGGUGUUCGCCUGCUUUGAAACGCGGUUUCAACGUCGACCGAUUUUCCUGGGCGAACAUGCUGUCGUUACCGACCAAUAUGGAGUGACUCGAGUUCUAACUGUACCAGAAACCCAAGAAUAUCUUGCUAGUGAUGAGGGUCGUUUCUACGCCGACCUCGGUGGCGACACGCCUCCCAAGAAGAGCUACCGCCAGAUGCUCAACGCUUGGCCACGCCCCUGCCCUCAUCCCGUACGCAACGUUCUGCUCACCUGGUGGCAGAUGCUGGAGACCUUCAGCUCGCCCGGCAUUAUUUAUGCCACACUUCUCUCCGCUGUCAUUCUAGGCGGAUCCGUCGGUGUCUCUCUUACCUAUGACACGGUCUUGCAGUAUAAUUACGGCUGGAGCGCCGCCAGCAUUGGCCUCAUCAACUUAGGGGGAGUAUUUGGCGGGCUGGGCGGCAUGCUCUACGCGGGGAUCUUGGGCGACCGUGUCAUUGUCUGGUUGGCCCGGCGCGCCGGAGGUGUUCAUAAGCCCGAACACCACCUUCUCUUAUUGAUCUUCCCCGGGCUUUUGGCAGUAGCCUCGUUGAUCUUGUAUGGGUUCACCGCUAGUGGCAAUGCCACUUGGGGUGGGCCGUUCAUGGGCUGGACACUCUACCAGGUAGCCUUUGUCUCGACACUCAUCCGCACGACAUCGUUUGCCACCGAGGCAUGGGAGAAGAAUCCGGGUCCGGCGUUGGUGACUGUCGUGGGGACGAAAAAUAUCAUUGGAUUUGGGGUCAGCUAUGGCUUGAACCCGAUGGUGGCCAAGUAUAGUUAUCCGGCAGCCAUGGGGAUUCUGGCGGGGGUGGUGGGUGGCAUUCUGCUCUUGGGGAUUCCGGUCUACUUCUUCAAUCCGAUGUGGAGACGGUAUAUCAGCCAGCAACGGACUCGGGGCCAGGGGCAGCUUGGAGGGCCGUAG